GACAAUCUCCCCGAUACGCUAGUGUAGCCUACUAAGAAAGACUUCGGCGGCCUGUAUACCACUGCCCGUACCAAGAUCAUGUCGCAGAGCGUUGCAGCUUAUGAUGAAUUCCUCAGGCCCUGCCUGUCUUACUUGUUUCGUCUGCACACAAACUUGGAUCCGAAUGCGAGCCCGGAUCGCGAACGCAUCUGUACAAAAGUGCGAGCUCGCCAAUCCGCAUUGAAAUAACCCUCCACUCCGAAGCAUUCUCUUUCGAGCCACUAUUCGGUCCAGAGAUGGCACCUGCACGCGAUGAUGAGUUUCUGCCAGAAGUUUGGGGCCUCUACUCAAUCGGGACAUUAUGGCUCGUCCUCAGAUUCGCCGUACGACUUCGUACAGACGGGAUAAGAGGGCUGAGGUACGAUGAUGGUCUCGCGUUCAUGGCACUGUUGGCUUGGACGUACACCUGCAUCAUCAUAGAGAUCACAUACCACACGGGAACAAAUACGGACUUUACAGCGGCGGAGGUGGCUGAGUUUGACUCGAAGAAGUUGAAUGAUGUUGUGUUCGGCAGCAAAUUGUUUCUGGGGUCUUGGUACGCCUACCUGGUACUCAUCUUCACGCUCAAAGGAGUUGUGUUGAUACUCUAUCAACGCAUCUUCUUUCAACCGUGGCAGAAAUGGGUUCUACGAAUCACCACUGUUCUCACUGUGUUUGGUUUCGUUGCCUUAACCAUGGCUUUGAGCCUCAGAUGUCUGCCUUUCCGCCAACGGUGGCAGGUCUCACCGCCACCACCCAUCGCGUGUACCGCAUCGCCCAAGAUUCUGAUCACUACAAGCUGCGUCAAUGCCGUUACAGACAUAUUCCUCCUCAGCGUUCCCAUCUCACUACUCUGGAAUCUGAACAAGCCUUUGAGAACUCGGAUUGCCGUGUUUAUUCUUCUUGCAUCUGGUCUCUUUGUGACCGCAGCAUGUAUUAUUCGAGUAUCACUCACGGUCGUGCCUAACAUCUUCGUUCUCAAUAUCGCUCGUUGGGGCGUCCGAGAGUUCUGUGUUGCUAUCAUUGCGGUGAAUUCUGCAAGCCUGCGACCCAUGUUCCGCAGAUCUUUCUGGAGCAUCAAUAAACCCGGACCGGAAGUUCAACAGAGACACAGCAGGUACAUGUUCAAUUCCGCACGACGAGCCCGUAUGCGACUCAGCAGAGCACAUCGCGGCAAUCAAGCGCUCAACUCCACUUCAGCUGGCGCAUCCACGCUGGAAAACUAUGUUCAACGAGAGCUUGGCGAUCACGAGUCUGUAUUUGAGGACCCAGACUAUCAGAUGGUCACCAACAUGCCCUACCACGCUACCGAACAGGUGACACCCGCAGACAUCGAUUUAGAGAAAGGAAACGCAAUCAAGAGUACAACCGUAAGGAAAGAUAGUGCCUUUCCGAAUAUUACACAUUGUGAGAGCGAGAGCGAUCAUGCAAGUUUUGGGGACGCACUCUAAGCAAAGCUCGUAAGUUUCUUAGAGAUGAAUAUAGUAAUGAAGUUCUUAAGAGGAGUCGCAAUAAAGUGUAUUGAUACAUUUUGUGUUUCUUAGGGGCAAAAGGUGGAAGUAAGUAGUUUAGGAUAGACUAUCAUAUGCGAGGCCUGCUAAAGUCCAUAGGAUGAAAUCCGUAAUAAGAACUUUUGGCACUUGGAAGCUCCCUACCGUAAGCAUAGGGUUUUAAGUUAACACAGUCCUAUACUAUCUUGUAAUCUAGGUUGAAUUCAUAGAGGAGCCUGAGUUAUGCCGAGCUCUCCACGUGAGAAACCCUCGCGCCUUCCUUGACUCGGCCUCGAUGGCCGAGCCAGACUUUUCGGAGAAUCGACCUAGACCCAAUCACCACCCUUUCACCACACUGCCAAGUAUGCCAAGCAUGCCAAAGCCGCACAAAGCGCCAUCGAGCCCCAAGAUCACACUCAGGAGCCCGAGCUAGACGUCACAAUAUAAUCGCUCAUCGAC
Boeremia exigua is the source of this 1967-nucleotide messenger RNA. RefSeq lists its product as uncharacterized. NCBI's taxonomy places the organism in Eukaryota, Fungi, Ascomycota, Dothideomycetes, Pleosporales, Didymellaceae. The coding region runs from base 276 to 1469 and encodes 397 amino acids. The record is from RefSeq and is a predicted model, not a curated record. The transcript has 6 exons.